Messenger RNA from Caenorhabditis briggsae, 381 nucleotides. The coding region runs from base 1 to 381 and encodes 126 amino acids. NCBI's taxonomy places the organism in Eukaryota, Metazoa, Nematoda, Chromadorea, Rhabditida, Rhabditidae. The transcript has 2 exons. Gene Ontology annotation, molecular function: zinc ion binding. The record is from RefSeq and is a predicted model, not a curated record.
AUGGGCACCCCCGAGCAUAGCUACAAAGUGUCACCACCGCCGUUUGUUCCGCUCACUCAGCCAACUGUCAUUGAUGUGGAAACUUUGCAAAACGUGGUUCUUCCUGGUGGACAACCCAAUCCGACCGUAGUCAUCGUCACCACUCCGAAACCCGCACCGUCUUUUGCCAGUUACGAAACGACUUGUUAUAGCUGUGGAAAAUCCGUGCACACCCUUCCGAAAUUUGUCAUUGGAUCUCUCACCUGGAUCGUCUUCAUCCUCGUGCUCAUCUGCUUCUUCCCACUUGCAUUUGUUCCAUUCUGUCUUGAUAGCUGUAAAGACGUCCAUCACUAUUGCCCACGCUGCAAUGCACUUCUUGGUAUCAAGAAGCGUAUUUUCUAA